Messenger RNA from Ictalurus punctatus (channel catfish), 2035 nucleotides. It is a transcript of the gene gorab, whose product is annotated as golgin, rab6-interacting. The coding region runs from base 146 to 1138 and encodes 330 amino acids. Gene Ontology annotation, biological process: non-motile cilium assembly. The record is from RefSeq and is a predicted model, not a curated record. The transcript is spliced from 5 exons. Lineage: Eukaryota; Metazoa; Chordata; Actinopteri; Siluriformes; Ictaluridae.
GGGUCCUAAACGUGGCAUCCGCUGUACACAAACAUGGCGGCUGGGUGAAACGUUUGGAGACUUUCGUUGUAGCUUUAGUAGAAAUGCAGACAUUUGUUAGUGUAAACGUUUAUAGUUUACAUGUAAAGGUGUUAUAUUUGCGAAAAUGGCUUCGUGGGCUGGGUUUUCAGAAGAAGAACUGCGGAGGAUGCAGCAGAAAGGUGAGUCGAAUGAGAGUGUAGGCGCUUCGUUUGGCCGCGGCCGGAGAUCCGCUCCUACUAACCGGAGCAGGCAGCAGCUGCAGCGGGAGAAGGCUCUACAGAUGGCCGCUAAACACAAAGCGGCUCUCAGCGGCUCUGCGAUAUCUCCUGAGCAGCAGCUUCAACCCUCAACACCACCCGCUCCUUGUCAGACAAAUCCUGACAAAGUGCCAAAGCAAGAGCUACAACAGGCGGAACCAGAACCUGGCCCGCUCGACUCAGAAGAUCCUCCAUCUGCAGUGAAGGAACUGGACAAACAGGAAGUGGAAUUACGAGAGAAGACCCGUCUGGAGAACCUUCAGUGGGAACAGCGAGUGAUGGAAGAGAAGAAUAAAAGAACCAAAGCCCUCCUUACUAAGACCAUUGCUGAAAAAUCUAAGCAGACGCAAGCUGAAGCAGUAAAAUUGAAGAAAAUCCAAAAGGAGCUCCAGGCUCUGGAUGAUUCUGUAUCGAGUGAUAUCGGUGUCCUCAGGAGGCUGAUCGAGCAGGCCAGCCUGGAGUAUUCCAUAGCAUGGAAGCGCUUGGAAAAGGCAGAGACCGAGUAUGUGGCAGCCAAGUUAGACCUGCACAAGAAGACCGAGGUUAAGGAGCAGCUAACCGAGCACCUCUGUGCCAUCAUCCAGCAGAACGAGCUGCGCAAGGCACGCAAGCUGGAGGAGCUGAUGCUACAGCUCGAGCUCAGCACAGAGCACGCGUCCCAGGGAGCGCAUGAGGAGGUGUGCGGUGAGAGAGAAAGCCCCGGCCACCCUGCUACGGUCAACGAGACUAAAGUGAAAAGUGACGAGCAGAUUCAAACAGACUGCGUGGAUAUUAGCGUAACGAGCGAUGUGACCGUAACAAGGACAAGCGAAGGCCAGGAGAGGGAACUGCUCACAGCUACUGCGAGUGACAAGGGCUAGUUUCUUGUCUUUUAUUACAGAUAUGCAGCCAGGAGCAUGGGCUACUUCCAUGUGUAGAUGACCAGUACACUCAGAUAAUCUAGUAAAAUCACCUUAUUAGUAAUGAUGGUAGUAGUUAUAGUAUUAUUUAUUAUGGUGGAGGGAGUAUGAAGAAACUUGGCUACAACUUAAGACUUUAACAGGUGUUUUUUUUUUGUUUGUUUUUUUCUUCUUUUUUCUAUAUACAGCUUAGAUUUUCAUGCAAAUGCAGACCUUUUGUUAAAACACUAGUGUAACACUAUGUUCUAUAGUCUAUAUCAAACUUUUAUUAUUGAGCAGUUUCGUGAACACUGCUGAAAUGCGAUACUUGAAAGUUGCAAGUGGCAAGGCUGUGUGAAAGCAGCCGAUGUUUAAACUUGAAACCGCACGACAGACAAGCAACUCUGAGGUUAUAUCAUGCAAAGCCGUGAUUAUUACGGGAAGAGCCAGCAGCCGCGACGUAUUCAUGUGCCAUUUUUUUCCCUUCCUUAUGAAUUAUUCAGGAAAGAGAAUAGACCGGGCAAAGUAUUUAACUGGUCUUAAAGUGAUAUGUUUAAUUCAUGGAGAUUAUUCACCCGCUUCCACAAGAGUGACUUUGACUGUUGCUGUAUUUUGACAAAAGGUUCUUCAGUCAAAAUUUUGAACGUUAUUAAUUUUUUCAUUAAGAUGGAAAGCCAAGUGUAAAGCAAUGGAUUUUAUAUACGUUUUGAAUUGAUGGAAAAAUGUAUUGAUUCCAUUCUGUCCUUUUUUUUUUUUUUUAUGUUGAUCAAGUAAUAACGCUAUGUUAUGUUUCUCAGAGAUUUGUUAUAUAUUUAUAUACCAAUUACACUAUUUUUACAUGUUUGAUGCAUGUAAAUAAAAGAAAUGUACAUGUUUGAA